AUGAUGAUAAACUCCGCCCCUUCGUCUUCUGAAGAUGAUGAGAACAAAAUGGAAAUUGCGAUGGAGCAUUUGGAACUUGGCCAACAAAAAAAUUCGACGACGACACAUUUGAUGAAUUUGCCCGGAGAGCUGUUUGCACAAGUUGAUCAGUAUUUGACUUUGGAGGAAUCGCAUCAUUUUAAGGUACUGUAGGUUUUGGGGUACUGUAGAUUUGGGAUACUGUAGCUCAAUGUUUUAUAAUAGUUACUGUAGAUGUUAGGGUACUGUAGGCUUCAAGUACUGUAGAUUAAGAGCUACUGUAGGUAGGAAUACUGUAGAUGAAUUCUUGUUCAUCAAAGGAAAAUGUGAAUUUUGAAAAUUUGAGGUUCUGAAUGUUGUAUUGGCGUUACUGUAGAUGUGAAGGUACUGUAGGCAUCGAGUACUGUGGACAGGAUUACUGUAGAAUUAGAGCUACUGUAGGUUUGAAAGGGUACUGUAGAUGAAUUCUUGUUCAUCAAAGGAAAAUGUGAAUUUUGGAAAUUUAAGGUUCUGAAUGUUGUAUAGAGGUUACUGUAGAUGUUAGGGUACUGUAGGAUUUGGACAGGAUUACUGUAGGUUUUAGUCAUUCUGAAGUAAUGUUGAAAUGGGAUACUUUUAGAUACCGUAACUGGAUUACUGUAGAUCGAAGUUACUGUAGAUUUAUUCCAGAGAUCUUACGAAAAAAAAAAAGAAUUGUAUACUGUACUUUGAAACUACAGUAACCAGAAAUGUACUGUAGAUGUCAGUAUCUCUAGGUAUUUUUUUAAGAUACUGUAAACAGUCUAAUUUUGAAGCCUAAAGGGUACUGUAGCCCCUGUUCUACAGUACUCCUAUAGAUUCCUACUGUAGCUUCUCUAGAUCUCUAAAAAAUCAGAAUUCUGCCAGAAAUCGCCCUCCGAAAAGUGAUUGACAGAUUUUUUUGAUUGACAACUGACAUUAAUAGGAAGAAAAUUGAGAAUUGCAACUUUUUGCGGGGGAUUUUUGACCUGAAAUUUGGAAAUUUCAGAUUUUUUUUCAUCUGAAAAUCUAAUUUUUCUGGAAAAAAAAUGAUUUUUGCAGAUGGCCGACGAGAGAAUCGAAUUUGCGCUUCACAAAAAUUUCCACAUGUACGAUAAACUUUUUGUGAGUUUUUUUGGAGAGGGGAAUUUUGAAAAAAAAUUUGAAUUUCAUUUUUUUUGGCGCGAAAAAUGGUGGAAAAUUAGAUAGAAAAGUUCAAAAAUCUCGAAUUUUGGUGUAAAAAUUCAAAAAAUUUCGAAAAAAAACCCGUUUCCACCUGAAAAUUCCAGAUUUUCACCCAAAUUUCAUAAAUUUUCCAGUUGAGCGACGAUGAUUCGGAAUGUCGAAUCAGCGACACAACAGGCCGUGUUCCAAAUCGCACUUUCAAAGGCGACAACACUCCACAAAUCAUCAAAAUGUUGCCGAAUUUGAAAGAGAUCACAAUGAUUAUCAAAGAUGUGAAUUUGCGCAGAAAACGAUCGAAAACACCGCCGAAUGCGAUUUCUGGUAGGGAUUUUCGGGAAAAAAAAACAAAAAAAAUUGGCAGGGGCUGUGGUUUGAACCUGGGACUUGUAGAUUGGAAAUUGGAGCUCUUACCAGCUGAGCUAUGAAUUUUGAAAAAUAGGAGGUAGCGGGGUUUGAUCCAGGACCUUUUGAUUGGGAAUUGGAGCUCUAACCAGCUGAGCUACAUAGAUUUAGGCAAUUAUUUUCAUUUUUCAAAAAUAGGAGGUAGCGGGAUUUGAACCCUUGACCUUUCACCUCAAAAUCCAAGCGUUACCCAGCUGAGCCAAAUUUCUAAAAAAAAAAUGACAGACUACAGUAUUUAUUUAUAUUCAUCUGACAUCAAACGAUGUCAGACUCUGAAAAAAAUUAUGAAAAUUUUGAAACAGUAGAUUUUUUGAGCAAAAAAAAUUGGCAGCACCCGGCAUCGAACUUGUGACCUUUUACCUAGAGAAAUCAGAGAUCUAACCAGCUGAGCUAUAAAUUUCGAAAAAUAGGGGGUAGCGGGAAUUGAUCCAGGACCUUUAGAUUGAAAAUCAGAGAUCUAACCAGCUGAGCUAUAAAUUUGAAAGAAUAUGAGGUAGCGGGAUUCGAACCCUUGACCUUUCACCUCAAAAUCCAUUUCCAAAAAUCGUCAAACUACAGUAACCCUGAUCUAUAAUCUACAUAUUCAUCAUCAAUCAAACGAUGUCUGACUCUGAAAAAAAUUAUGAAAUUUUUUGAAACAGUAGAUUUUUUUUAGCAAAAAAAAAUUGGCAGGGGGUGAGGUUUGAACCUGGGACUUGUAGAUUGGGAAUUGGAGCUUUAACCAGCUGAGCUAUAAAUUUGAAAAAAUAGGAGGUAGCGGGACUUGAUCCAGAACCUUUAGAUUGGAAAUCAGAGAUCUAACCAGCUGAGCUAGAAAUUUCGAAAAAAUAGGAGGUAGCGGGAUUUGAACCUGGAACCCUUCACCUCAAAAUCCAAGCAUUACCCAGCUGAGCCAAAUUUCCAAAAAUCUUCAAACUACAGUAACCCUGAUCUACAGUAAUCUCUUAUUCAAAAAAAUUAUGAAAAUUUUGAAACAGUAGAUUUUUUGAGCAAAAAAAAAAUUGGCAGCACCCGGCAUCGAACCUGAGACCUCCCACCCCAAAAUCAUACCUCCAACCAACUUUUUUCUCCAGACUGCACACCAUAUUCUCAAGGCGGCUACUUGACGCAACUCUUCAAACACAUCUCGCCAGCCGAGCUCAAAAUCCGUCAACUCUCCGUGCACGUCGACAUUAUGAUCGAAUCGCUCGAAAACGUCUUCCUUCAAUGUCCCACCGAAGAUCUCAAAUACGCCAUGGACAAUCUAGUCGCCGCCCAAUUCAGCUCAUUCGUUCAGAUUUCGAUUUGUUGUGCACAAAUUCGUGCCAGCGACGAUUUUGCUCGCAAUUUUUUGCUCCAAGGAAUGCAGUAUGCGUUGAAACAGUCGGCUGAGGUUGGAGCCAAGACGGAGUUUGUUGUUGAGCCGUGUGAAGGUGGGUAGUUUUGAGAAUUGGGCUCCCAAGGCGCUGAUGCUUGAGGACUGGGUUCACAAGGCGUUGAUCCUUGUCACAGUGAGAAUGUAGAUAGGGCUACUUGAGAAAUAGGGUUUGUAGGCGCGGUUGCUUGAGGACGGGGUUCACAAGGCGCGGAUCCUUGUCAGAGUGAGGGUCUAGAUGAGGCUGCUUGAGAAUUAGGAUUUGUAGGCGCGGUUGCUUGAGGACGGGGUUCACAAGGCGCGGAUCCUUGUCAGAGUGAGGGUCUAGAUGAGGCUGCUUGAGAAUUAGAAUUUGUAGGCUCGACUACUUGACAUCUAGAUCUUCUAGGCUCGGCAACUUGUCAGAUUGGAUCUCUAGCCUCGACUCCUUGAGAACUAGGCUCUAAAGGCGCGGCCACUUGACAUCUGGAUCUUCUAGGCGCGGCUACUUCACAAUUAGACACACUAGGAGCGGAACCUUGUGAAGUACGAUUUCUAGGCUUAGCUGCUUGGCAUAGAAGCUCUACAGGCGCGGCUGCUUGUCAGAGUGGAUCUCUAGGCGCUGAUCCUUGACAGUUAGGGUUAGCUAGGCACGGAUGCUAGGCAACUUGAAUUUGUAGGCACGUCUGCUUGACAUAGGAACUCUGAAGGCGCGAGUCCUAGACUAUAAGGUACUCUAGGAGCUGCUCCUUGAGAAUUAGGAUUUGUAGGCACGGAUGCUAGACAAUUUGUAUUUGUAGGUUCAGCUGCUUGGCAUAUGUGCUCUCAAGGCGCGAGUCCUAGACUUUAAGGUGCUCUAGGCUCAGCUACUUGAGGACUAGGGAUCUCUAGGCGCGGCUACUUGAGAACUAGAGAUCUCUAAGAUCAGCUCCUUGACAGACUAGAAGCCUAGAUGUGGCUCCUACACAAUUAGGUAUUAAAGGCGUUGAUCCUUGACACAUCCCCUUUCUAGACACGGUUGCUUGACAUAGGAGCUCUCAAGGCACGGCUGCUUGAGGCUACAACCUCUCAAAGCGCAGGUACUUGACAAUUGAACUUUCUAGGCGCGAAUCCUUGACACAUGCCCUUUCUAGACACGGCUACUUGAGGCAACAACCUUUCAAGUAGCUGCUCCUUGUCAAACAGACUGGCGACCUUGCGGUCGCACGUCCAGUUUCCGAAAAAAAAUCCCAAAUUCAUUUUUUUCAGGCUAUGUCGAUAUGACUGUCGAAAAAGGCCAACUCGAAUACACCUUCGCCUUCUUCUACUACAAUCCCACAAUCUGCGACCCGACUCCAGAAGAUGCCCAACCUGUUGUACCACUUUUGACCAAUUAUUAUUUUUAG
Molecule: messenger RNA, 4320 nt
Organism: Caenorhabditis angaria
Lineage: Eukaryota; Metazoa; Nematoda; Chromadorea; Rhabditida; Rhabditidae
Source: the annotation of a GenBank genome assembly